AUAGGCUUAUCUUUCAGAGCGAUCUUCGUCCUUGCGAGUUUCGUCUUCGUUUCGUCGGCUCUAAAUAUUCACAAUGUUGUUAAAUCCAACAAAGUCUACACUCUCAACGCUGCUAACCGCGCCAUGAUGAAGCUAACCAAGUCCGGGGAACCCGAAGACUCGAACUUUAACGGUGACUUGUUCGUCGGUGAAAGAGACCCGAACGAUGACGUGUAUUCAUUUUCAGUUGAAUUGGAAAAUCAGUCUUCCUCGGUUUACAAUACAUUCGUCCCUGUGAAGGUGGAAGCAGGAAUUUUCCCUUGGGUAGCUUUAGUCAACGAAAAAGGCAGUUCAGCCGUGUUUUGCGGUCCCGUCGAUGGCAGCAUUAAUACGUCAUACGCCAAUUUUACUGUUCGUAUAAAUCCGGAAAGUAAAGCAGUAUUCAGGGUUUACUGUACAAUUCAUGACGCAUAAUGAAUAAUGGUUUACUAAAUGUUCCCAUUGCCGUUAUGUCUCUUAAUGACCAUACCAAUGAAAUCGAAUGCUGCUGUAUAGAAAUUCUUGAACCUCGAUAAAAAAAAAAAAAAA
This is a messenger RNA of Venturia canescens, 567 nucleotides long. RefSeq lists its product as uncharacterized. The record is from RefSeq and is a predicted model, not a curated record. The coding region runs from base 124 to 453 and encodes 109 amino acids. Lineage: Eukaryota; Metazoa; Arthropoda; Insecta; Hymenoptera; Ichneumonidae. The transcript is spliced from 4 exons.